This is a messenger RNA of Ruditapes philippinarum (Manila clam), 2909 nucleotides long. RefSeq lists its product as uncharacterized. The coding region runs from base 461 to 1876 and encodes 471 amino acids. NCBI's taxonomy places the organism in Eukaryota, Metazoa, Mollusca, Bivalvia, Venerida, Veneridae. The transcript is spliced from 2 exons. The record is from RefSeq and is a predicted model, not a curated record.
AUAGUGGAUUUUUUCCGCCGCGUCACUAAAUAAUUAUCCUAAACGGACAGUAUAUAAUGUACUGAAAUAGUAAAUAAACAAUCAAUGUAAAAAUUAAACAAGAUACAAUGUGUUAAGGUAGUAGUAAGGUUGUUUUUCUAGAUUAAUAGAGUAUCUUCGUAUAUAAAAACAAAUUGAAUAGGUAAAUUCAAAUCUAACGCGACAAAAACUGAAAUUAAUACACCGUUGAGAAGUAAUUUUUACAACUUUUACUAUCAAUGUCCUUGGCGCACGGGAACACGAUUUUUCAUUUAUAGAUUAUCUAAAGUAGGGGUGGUCAAGACUGAAGAUCUUUCGGCGUAACCAAGAAUCGAAGUACAAAUCAAAAGAGCUCGCGUUCUCGUCAGAGUGAAAAAUAAUAAAUGGAUUUAUUGUUCAUUUUGUAAUAAGUGGAUGGGUUUGCAUCGCGACGAUUCAGGUAAUGGCAGCUUUGAAUAUGUCUAUAAAGCACACGUUUGAUGCGUUGGACAAAUGUGGAUAUUCACGACCGUCUGCCAACAAACGGAUACAAAUUAUGGAUAAUGCUGGCAAAAUGGCAAGUUUGUUUUACACGAAGAAAACAAAUGAAGACAUUGACUUAGUCAUUGCUGGAAGUCGUGGAGAAGGUAUAGGUCGUUACUUUGAUUGUGAUUUAGACAGACUUUUUAUACAGCGUUCAGUAAUGUGUUAUGCAGCAUAUCCAACUCCCAGUACCCACGUUCGAUAUGCUGCAGAAUUUCGGCUUGAUUUUCAAAAUACUUCGAACGGCUAUUGUAGAUUAAAAUUAAUAUCGAAACAAUCACAAACAACUUCUGAAGCUAAAAACUUUGCAUUUCUACAAAACAUGGAAACUGCUAUACACAUUGAAAAUGGAGAAGCGUUUCUACGCAAUGAUAAAAUCUUAACAUCGGCUAUGCAGCAUUUAAAAAGGACUGGGUGGUUAGCUCAAAGUGUCAUUUACGAUGUUGACGAUGGACCUUCUAAACCAUACGAAUGCCGAGUUCCUUUCUCUAAAUACGCCUUUAAAAUUGACAACGUGCUUUGUUUUAAAUGUGUACACCCGACUAUCAUUCAAGAGUGGUGUGAUCGUAAAAGGGAGCAUGAUUGGCCGAGUUCAGAAAUUGUGGAACAAGUGAAAGGGGUAGAUGUUCUCGUUGUACCUGUUGGAGAAACAGCAGACGAAGUAUUACAAUGGAGGAUUAGUUUAGUUCUCGCAGAGCUUGUUCUUGCUCAUUCAUUUAAUGAUGUCCAGCUUAAAGUUUAUGGUGCUCUUAAAAUGCUGUCUAAAAACGUGUUUAGGAAAUCCUGCGAUAACAUGUCAUCAUAUAUGAUAAAGAAUGUUGUCUUCUGGGUGUCAGAAAAAACACAAAACUGUGAGUUUGAGCAAGGUAAACUUUUAGAUCGGAUAACAGACGGACUUAUAUUUUUGAGAAAAUGUGUUGAUGAAGGACAGCUUCCGAAUUACAUGAUACCAGGUAGAAACUUGCUGAAAUAUAAGUUGUCAUAUACUGAAAGGGAAAAUGUACUUAUAGACAUUGACAACUGUCUUCAAGCCGGUGAACAUGCUUUCUUAGAAUGCCCAGAGCUUAUCCAAAUGUCUGAUGAAGCAGAAGCCGGUGUUAAUGAUACCGCAUUUAAAGAAUUAGCCGAAGAAUCGAUAUACUCUCUUUAUACAUUUCCCCUAAUGGAAGGUGCAAAGCUGAUCAAAAAGUUAUAUAGCUUGAAAUCGGGUAAAGAUGUUGUAAAAUUCUACCUUAAGAAGAUUUUCCCUAAAAUUAGAGAAAAUAAUCCAUUAGAUUUCUUCUGCCAUAUAUGUAGUAAGACAGACAAAGAAAUCCUUAGAAUAUUAAAACCAUAAAAGACCGGACCAGAUAGAAAAAAUCUAUUUUCAAAAAAAAAAAGAGAUGAUGAUUACUCUUAUAAUUUAGUAAUAAUAAUGACAGAGUUGCCCGCAAUACUACUUCUACACCAUCUUUACCUGACUUAAAGCUCAAUGAAGAGUCUUAUAAAUGAGAAUGCCCUGAAUGUAUGCGAAUAGUUUCGUGUGUUUGUGCAGCUUCCAGACUGAUGACUCUGUGAACAUUAUCUUAUUUACUUUUUAGUUAACUACAAGUAUUUUAGUGCAGUGAUUGUUUUAAUUUUGGAUGUUAUAUGUUAUAAUAAGAUAUCUUAGCACAAUUAUCCUUCUAAUCGAACAGUAUGAUACACAAUUUUGUAGAUCAUAAAACAUUAAAUCGAUAAGUAAAUUUGAUAAGCAGUUAUCUUACACAUUUUCUUAAUUUUUGUAUAUAGUUGUUGACAAGAUUUGACUACAGCAUUGAUUAAAUUGUGUAGCUUAUCAGAGUUAUAGCAGAGACAAGAACUGCAACACAAAUAUAGAUCCGGACCAGCAUGACCAGGUCAUUGUUUGCUGCUUAAUUUAUUAUUUUGACAAAAAAAACAACAACUCCGAAUGGAUGGUUCAGAAUUUAAAGAUUGACCAUUAGACACAAGAAUGUUGUAGGUAAUUCAUCUCUACGAGCGAUGGAGCAGAUAUUUUAGCAAACUGUGACAAUGUUGCCAGUUUUAUCACGUAAAUGCAGGGGCUUUUCUCAGUUUAUUUUGAGUGUACGCCGAGUGAAGGUCUUUGGCCAAAGGGCCGCCAGAGACUUAUGUCAAAUAUAUAUCUAGUGCUAUAUCUAGUUAUCUUAGGGAUGUCUUAGCUAGUUGUACUAUUAUUGUCUUUAUCUAGAUCUGUAGUUAUGAAAAUAACAUAAAGUACUUGUAUUGAAUGUAAGAGAAAUUGGACCUCAUCUAACGUAUUCAUUGUUUAAAUAGUUCAAAAGUUAUUUACUAUUAGAAAAAGGUGUCUCUAUUGUAAUAAAGAUGGGUUUUAUGUCCUUAUUUAGCAA